CCAUCAUAUGAACUGACGCACUCACUCAUCGAUGAUUUCAUGAGAUGACAGUGUUUAUGUCGCGGGAAGUGUUUUAAUGUUUUUGUCAAAAUUAUCGAGAAGAAGCAAUAAUUUAAUGGAUUAAUCAUUAUCGUAGACAGAUGUAUAAAUUUAAGAAUAGUGUUACAUUGCCCAAGACGUAAAUAGAAAAGUGCGCAGCUAUUCGUUUAAUUAAAUCGCUUUGUACUGAGUCAGAGUCUAAGCAGUCAAAAGUGUUUCGAAACCUUGGUUUGUUGCAUUAUAUCAUCAAAUUGGAGGUUAAGAUUGUGAACAUAUACAUAUUUACCUAUCAAUAUGCCAAUUUUAUACAGCGUAGUGGCCCGUGGGACAAUUAUAUUGGCAAAACAUGCUGCAUGUGUUGGAAAUUUUGAAGAAGUUACAGCAAAGAUCUUAGCAAAAAUACCACCGGACAAUGACAAACUCACAUACUCGCAAGGGCCUUAUCUUUUCCAUUAUAUUUGCGAAGAUCGCCUUAUUUACAUGUGUAUUACCGAUGAUGAUUUUCAAAGAUCCAGAGCAUUUUUAUACCUCAACGAAAUUAAGAGGAGGUUCUUGGCUGUUUAUGGACCAGGUGCUCAAACUGCCGUAGCAUAUGCCAUGAAUACAGAAUUUGGCCGUGUUUUGGCUAAUGAAAUGAAACAUUACAGCGAAUCCAAAGAUCUUGAUAGAUUGUCCAAAGUUCAUGGUGAACUAGAUGAACUUAAGGACAUUAUGGUAAAAAAUAUCGACAAUAUAGCGAUGCGUGGUGAACGAUUAGAACUGCUUGUGAACAAAACAGAAAAUUUGUCUGCCAAUUCCGUCACGUUCAGGAAGACAAGCAGAAAUUUAGCGCGCUCCUUAUUUUGGAAAAAUGUCAAAAUCUAUGUUGUUGUUGGUAUAAUUUUGAUCGUUGUAAUAUAUGUGAUUGUUUCUAUAACGUGCGGAGGUCCUGCCUGGCAAAAAUGUGUCGGAAACUAAUGCAUGUACGCUUGGUAAAGUGUCCAAACGUCGUGUGUGGAUUAAAGACAGGUGCAUGGAAAACUAGUAUGAGACUGAAAAAAUAAUGAAAUCCGCGCAUAUAUAUAUAUAUAUGAUAAGAAUAUUGUACUAACACCUAUACAUACACAUAAGCCAUAUUUAUCUGUAUAAUAUAUUAUCAUUGAUAUUAUCGUUAUUUUACAAGAAGUGUAAUACGGUUACAAUUUUUGCACUCUGUGGAGAAGAUAUGUAUAUUUAGUUUUACUUUUUACACCAGAACAUGCAGCACAUUAUAUCUUAUUUUAUAUUAUCUUAUUUUAAAUGGCAGAAAUAAACAUAAUCUAAAUGUGUUCAAAUAUUA
Linepithema humile (Argentine ant) is the source of this 1357-nucleotide messenger RNA. It is a transcript of the gene Vamp7, whose product is annotated as Vesicle-associated membrane protein 7. Lineage: Eukaryota; Metazoa; Arthropoda; Insecta; Hymenoptera; Formicidae. Gene Ontology annotation, cellular component: SNARE complex; membrane. The record is from RefSeq and is a predicted model, not a curated record. Gene Ontology annotation, biological process: exocytosis; vesicle fusion. Gene Ontology annotation, molecular function: SNARE binding; SNAP receptor activity.